GCUUAGAGUUUAAACAUCCCCUCCUCCAAUGGCGGAAGCAAGAGAUCAGCAGCACCUGGCCUCGAAGACGAUCCCGACGAUCGACCGAUGUUCCUCCAUUGACCGAGAGAACCACACCGUCGUGGCCGACAUGGAUGGGACUUUGCUUUGUGGUCGUAGCUCGUUCCCUUACUUCGCCCUCAUCGCAUUCGAAGCCGGUGGAGUCUUGAGGCUUCUUCUUUUGUUGUUGGCCUCUCCUAUCGCUGGAGUUUUGUAUUACUUCAUCUCYGAGUCUGCUGGAAUUCGUGUGCUCAUAUUUACAACUUUCGUUGGAAUGAAGGUUUCCGACAUUGAGUCGGUGGCGCGGGCGGUCCUUCCAAAAUUCUACGCACAUGAUUUGCACGUGGAGACGUGGCGGGUAUUCUCAUCGUGUGGGAAACGCUGCGUUUUAACCGCGAACCCGAGAAUCAUGGUGGAGCCGUUUCUGAAGGAGUUUCUGGGAGCUGACGUGGUCAUCGGGACCGAAAUCCACAAGCUGCCGCACGAUCUCACGUGCGGCGGCGGCGGCAAGCCGAGCCAUGAGGUGGCCAACUAUAUUCAGAGAACGAUCGCCGCUACGCUGUCGUUUGAAUGCACCAAUUUUACUAGAAAGGAUAAGUACAGAGCACUCGCCGGAAACGAUGGCGUCGUGGUGGAGAAGCCCAAGGUGGAGUCUACAAAGAUAAUGGGCUGCUGA
Molecule: messenger RNA, 715 nt
Organism: Momordica charantia (bitter melon)
Lineage: Eukaryota; Viridiplantae; Streptophyta; Magnoliopsida; Cucurbitales; Cucurbitaceae
Source: RefSeq, a predicted model, not a curated record